Phragmites australis (common reed) is the source of this 3681-nucleotide messenger RNA. Its product is annotated as probable LRR receptor-like serine/threonine-protein kinase At3g47570. Gene Ontology annotation, molecular function: protein binding; protein kinase activity; ATP binding. The coding region runs from base 220 to 3387 and encodes 1055 amino acids. Lineage: Eukaryota; Viridiplantae; Streptophyta; Magnoliopsida; Poales; Poaceae. The record is from RefSeq and is a predicted model, not a curated record. Gene Ontology annotation, cellular component: plasma membrane. Gene Ontology annotation, biological process: protein phosphorylation. The transcript is spliced from 2 exons.
UAAGGAUCUGCAAGGCGUCAUGGCCAUUGGCUUGCUGUCUUAAGUAUUCGCUGAAUUGUAGUUUCACACGCAGUCACGCGCCAAAAGCUACACUGGAAAUUAAUAAGCAACACAUGGACCAUGUAACCUUGCACUAGUCGAAUUCAUAUUUGAUAUUGCGUCUACAUCUUCUUAAUUUUCACACAAAACCCUCAAACACAAAGCUGAUAGCAAGCAACCAUGGGGGGCAGGAGCAAGAGGCAUGGCCUCUUUGGCAAUAGCAAUUGCAGAUACCUGCUCAUAACUAGUUGUCUCAUCCAUGUUGUUUAUGUCCUUCCUAUCUGCAAGGCACAGUCCACCGAUGAGCAAGCACUGCUUGCAUUCAAAGCUGCCAUCGCCGGCGACCCCAGUGGGGUGCUUGCUGCAUGGACGCCUACUAGCAGCAGCAUGAACGCCACGGACAACAUCUGCCGGUGGAGGGGUGUGUCAUGCAGCUCCCAACGGCACCCUGGCCGUGUCACGGCGCUGAAGCUUAUGUCAUCCAACCUGACAGGUGUGAUCAGCCCCAGAGUCGCCAAUCUGUCCUUCCUCCGCAACCUCAACCUCUCUCUCAACCGCCUCUCCGGCAGCAUCCCCUCGGAGCUUGGCCUGCUGCGUCGCCUCCAGGUCAUCAGCCUCGGUGGGAAUUCUCUCACUGGCGAGAUACCCGCCUCCCUCACCAACUGUGCUCGUCUAACCCAUUUGGAGUUACAACGGAAUGGAUUGCAUGGUGAGAUCCCAGUGAACUUCAGCUACUGCCGGGAGAUCCAGGCGUUCAGCGUCAGUCUGAACAGCCUGUCCGGUGGCGUUCCACCAUCGUUUGGGUCACUGCCAAAGCUCAAGUUCUUGAGCCUUCGCCGGUGCAACCUCACCGGCGGUAUCCCGCCGUCACUGGGUAACCUCUCAUCGCUCUUGGCAUUUGACGUCAGUGAGAAUUAUAACCUGGGUGGUGACAUACCCGAUAUUCUAGGGAGACUCACCAAGCUCAACUAUCUGAUGCUAGCUUCUGCUGGCCUCGGAGGCACAAUCCCAGCCUCGCUGUUUAACAUAUCAUCGCUUUGGACACUUGACUUGGGAAACAAUGAUCUAUCUGGUGUGCUGCCUCCUGACGUUGGUGUAACCCUGCCGCGAAUUCAAUUCCUUUCUCUGUACAACUGCGGGCUCCAAGGGCGCAUCCCGUCAUCGAUAGGCAACGCAACGGGACUCCGUUCGAUCCAACUCCAUAGCAGCAGUCUGCAGGGGACAGUGCCUCCUGACAUUGGCCAGCUGAAGGAACUUGAGGUGCUGAACCUGGAAUUCAACCAGCUUGAGGACAAGUGGAACAAGGACUGGGCUCUGAUGGCUGCACUAGGCAAUUGCAGUAGGCUGCUUAAAUUAAGCCUUUCUAGUAACAGGUUUCAAGGUGUGCUCCCUCCUUCUCUUGUCAACCUCACCAUUGGGAUACAAGAGAUCUAUAUGAAUGCAAACAGGAUAAGUGGCGUGAUCCCGCCAGAGCUUGCCAAGUUGAGCAAUCUCCGUGUUCUUGUGCUUGCUAAUAAUGCCCUGACUGGCACCAUCCCGGGCACCAUUGGUGGUCUUCGCAGCAUGACUGGGCUAGAUGUCUCUGGCAACAACAUAUCCGGUGAGAUCCCACCUAUGCUUGUGGCAAACCUUACUCAGCUCGCUUUCCUGGAUCUGUCACAGAACGACCUGCAAGGAAGCAUACCUGAGAGCUUUGGGACCAUGAGCAAUAUUGCAAUCCUGGACCUGUCUUACAAUCAGUUCAGCGGCUUGAUACCGAAACAGGUUUUCAGUCUCUCCUCGAUAACCAUAUUCCUCAACUUGUCUCACAACGUUUUCUCAGGUCCAAUCCCUUCCGAAAUAGGUAGAUUGAGCAGCCUUGGGGUGCUGGACUUGUCGAACAACAGGCUUUCUGGAGAGAUAACACAGGCACUCUCCCAGUGCCAAGGGAUGGAGUACUUGUUUCUGCAGGGAAACCAACUUGAUGGGAGGAUCCCGCAAUCACUCAACUCUUUGAAAGGGCUUCAAUACCUGGACAUGUCACAGAAUAACUUGUCCGGUCCAAUUCCAGAUUUCUUAUCGACACUGCAGUACUUGCGUUACCUGAAUCUAUCUUACAACCAGUUUGAUGGACCGGUGCCAACAAGAGGAGUGUUCAAUGAUUCCAGAAUUUUUUCUGUUUCUGGGAAUAAAGUUUGUGGUGGUGUUUCAGAGUUGCAGCUACCGAAAUGUCCUGGCACUGAUCACUCCAGUAAGAGACACAAAUCAAGAACUGUAUUGAUCGUGACUAUUGCCAUUGGAUCUUCCUUGGCUCUAGUCCUCAUCACUUGCACUUUUGUGAUGUGUGCUCGGAAGUCAGUAAAACAGCAGCAUGUGCAGAGUAACAAGACAUCUGUGCCAAUACUGAUGGAGCAGCAUUGGAAAUUAUCCUAUGCUGAACUGAACAGGGCUACUGAUGGGUUCUCUGCAGCUAAUCUCAUUGGUGUCGGAAGCUUUGGCUCAGUUUACAAAGGAACACUAGUCGACCAAGAGCAGGAAGUCGCAGUAAAAGUGCUGAACCUUCUGCAGCCUGGAGCUGAGCGGAGUUUCCUAGCUGAAUGCGAAGCACUGAGAAGCGUUCGACACCGCAAUCUUGUAAAGGUCGUCACAGCCUGUUCGAGUGUGGAUCACAGUGGAAAUGAUUUCAAAGCUUUGGUCUAUGAGUUCAUGCCUAACAGAGACCUGGACAAAUGGUUACAUCCAACCAUUGGGGAAAGUGAGAGUUCAUCUCGUACGCUAACCAUGGCUGAAAGAGUGAGCAUUGCACUCGAUGUCGUUGAGGCUCUUGACUAUCUUCACCACCAUGGCCAAAUACCCAUUGUUCACUGUGACCUGAAGCCGAGCAAUAUCCUUCUCGAUAAGGACAUGGUUGCCCAUGUAGGGGACUUCGGGCUGUCACGGUUUGUUAAGGGAGCAAACAGCAGCUCGUUUCAACAUACGAGUAAUACAGCUGGGAUCAAAGGCACUAUUGGAUACAUUCCUCCAGAGUACGGAAUGAGUAGUGAAAUUUCUGUGGAAGGCGAUGUGUACAGCUACGGAGUUCUCCUGCUGGAGAUGUUCACGGCGAAGAGGCCAUCAGCCGCCUCGUUUCAGGGAGGCCAAAGCCUUCGCAGCUAUGUCGCAGGUGCUUGCCCUGAGAGAGUCAUGGAAGUCGCUGAUCUAGCUCUGUCGCAGCACGAAGAGAACUUGGAUGAGGCGAGGCUGGAGGAGUGUCUCUUGUCGGUUUUCCGAGUCGCACUGCAUUGCACGGAGGAAUCACCGAGAGCAAGGAUGCUCACCAGGGAUGUCAUCAGAGAGCUAACUGCUGCGAGGGAUGUUUAUCAUGAGUAGCUAGCUCUGCAUGUACACUGUCCUGUCCAUGCUCUGGGUCUACAAACUAUGGUAUCAGCAUGUUACUGCUGUAGUUGUUAUUUGUACAUGGUUGUUUUGGUUGCUGUGCAUCAGGAGGCAAUGCCUGAUGAUGAAAAGCAUAACCUGAACCGAAAAGUAGCAUAGGCACCAUAAAGGAAUCAACAAUUCUUGAUCUGGAUGAGUACAAUGUGAACAAUUAUAUUGUUUAGUUUGAUGAGUGACCUUCUGUAAAAGUGGGGCUUGUAAUCUAAUAAAAUUGUACUUAGAAGACCA